This is a messenger RNA of Oryza brachyantha (malo sina), 2616 nucleotides long. Its product is annotated as probable beta-D-xylosidase 7. The transcript has 6 exons. Gene Ontology annotation, cellular component: plant-type cell wall. The record is from RefSeq and is a predicted model, not a curated record. NCBI's taxonomy places the organism in Eukaryota, Viridiplantae, Streptophyta, Magnoliopsida, Poales, Poaceae. Bases 41 to 2383 code for a protein of 780 amino acids. Gene Ontology annotation, biological process: arabinan catabolic process; xylan catabolic process. Gene Ontology annotation, molecular function: xylan 1,4-beta-xylosidase activity; alpha-L-arabinofuranosidase activity.
UCGCUCGGGCGCGCAGUACGUGACACACGCACACGAAGCCAUGGGACGCCGCGCACACUCCCCUCUCCACGCGCCGCUGCUGCUGCUGCUGGCGGCGGCGGCGGCGACGUCGUGGCAUGUCACCGUCGCGUCCGACCCGCCCUUCUCCUGCGGCGCGCCGUCCAGCGCGGCGUUCUGCAACCCGAAGCUGCCCAUCGACCAGCGCGCGGACGACCUCGUCUCGAGGCUGACGCUGGAGGAGAAGAUCUCGCAGCUCGGGGACCAGUCGCCGGCCAUCGACCGGCUCGGCGUCCCGGCGUACAAGUGGUGGUCGGAGGCGCUCCACGGCGUGUCCAACGCCGGCCGCGGCAUCCACCUCGACGGCCCGCUCCGCGCCGCCACCAGCUUCCCGCAGGUCAUCCUCACCGCCGCGUCCUUCAACCCGCAUCUCUGGUACCGUAUCGGCCAGGUGAUCGGGACGGAGGCGAGGGCGGUGUACAACAACGGGCAGGCGGAAGGGCUCACGUUCUGGGCGCCCAACAUCAACGUGUUCAGGGACCCGAGGUGGGGGCGCGGGCAGGAGACGCCCGGCGAGGACCCCACGGUGACCGGCAAGUACGCCGCCGUCUUCGUCCGCGGCGUGCAGGGCUACGGCCUCGCCGGCGCCGUCAACACCACCGACCUCGAGGCCUCCGCCUGCUGCAAGCACUUCACCGCCUACGACCUCGAGAACUGGAAGGGCGUCACCCGCUACGUCUUCGACGCCAAGGUGACGGCGCAGGACCUGGCCGACACGUACAACCCUCCGUUCAGAAGCUGCGUCGAGGAUGGCGGGGCCAGCGGCAUCAUGUGCUCCUACAACCGCGUCAAUGGCGUGCCAACUUGUGCUGAUUACAACCUCCUCUCCAAAACUGCAAGGGGAGACUGGAGGUUUUACGGAUACAUCACCUCAGAUUGUGACGCUGUUUCCAUCAUCCAUGAUGCUCAAGGAUAUGCCCAGACAGCAGAAGAUGCAGUUGCAGAUGUCCUCAAGGCUGGAAUGGAUGUGAACUGUGGCAGCUACGUGCAGCAACAUGGUCUGUCUGCAAUACAGCAAGGGAAGAUCACAGAACAAGACAUCAACAGAGCCCUCCACAACCUCUUUGCUGUUAGGAUGAGGCUGGGGCUCUUCAACGGCAAUCCAAAGUACAACCGCUACGGUAACAUUGGCCCAGACCAAGUGUGCACGCAGGAGCACCAAAAUCUUGCUCUUGAAGCAGCACAAGAUGGCAUUGUCUUGCUGAAGAACGAUGCCAAUGCUCUUCCUCUGUCCAAAUCAAAGGUCUCAUCCAUUGCUGUCAUUGGACACAACGCAAACGACGCCACAAGAUUGCUUGGAAAUUACUUCGGCCCUCCUUGCAUAUCGGUCACUCCUCUUCAAGUGCUCCAAGGCUAUGUGAAGGACACCAGGUUCCUAGCUGGGUGCAACUCGGCUGCCUGCAAUGUAUCAUCAAUUGGCGAAGCGGCCCAGUUGGCAAGUUCAGUGGACUACGUUGUUCUGUUCAUGGGAUUAGACCAAGAUCAGGAGAGGGAAGAGGUUGAUAGGCUGGAACUGUCUCUCCCAGGAAUGCAGGAGAACCUCAUCAACGCCGUUGCAAACGCAGCAAAGAAGCCAGUAAUCUUGGUGCUACUGUGUGGUGGUCCAGUGGACGUGACCUUUGCGAAGUAUAACCCCAAGAUUGGGGCCAUCCUGUGGGCUGGUUACCCUGGUGAGGCUGGAGGGAUUGCAAUUGCCCAGGUUCUCUUUGGAGAGCACAACCCUGGUGGAAGGCUGCCAGUGACCUGGUAUCCAAAAGAGUUCACGAGUGUGCCCAUGACAGAUAUGCGGAUGCGCGCCGAUCCAUCCACAGGAUAUCCCGGACGAACAUACAGGUUUUACCGUGGCAACACCGUCUACAAGUUCGGCUACGGCCUGAGCUACUCGAAGUACUCUCACAACUUCGUUGCAAACGGCACGAAGGUGCCGUCUUUCGGCAGCAUCAAUGGCCUGAAGGCGAUGGCGACAGCAGCAGCAGCAGGAGGCACGGUGAGCUAUGACGUCGAGGAGAUUGGCUCCGAGACAUGUGACAAGCUCAGGUUCCCGGCGCUCGUCAGGGUGCAGAACAACGGCCCCAUGGACGGCAGGCACCCCGUGCUGCUCUUCCUCCGCUGGCCGAACGCCACGGACGGCGGCAGGCCGGCGAGCCAGCUGAUUGCUUUCAAGAGCCUGCACCUGAAGUCGAUGCAGACUGCCCAUGUGGAGUUCGAGGUGAGCCCCUGCAAGCACUUCAGCAGAGCAACGGAGGAAGGCAAGAAGGUGAUUGAUCAUGGGUCGCAUUUCAUGAUGGUCGGCGAUGAUGAGUUCGAGAUGAGUUUCACGCCUUGAGCUGGGUUGCGUUGGAGUUCGUUGCAUUGGGGUUGGCACUGAGAUAUUCCCAGAAAAUGCAUCGUUGCAUUUCAUUUGGUUGGCUGGGAAAUCCGAUGCUUCGUUCAGGGGGCAAGGAUUUCAGUAUUGUUACUCAGCAAGUGUAACCAGCUAUCUUCUUUUAUUUAAAAAAAAAAUCUAACUUAUGUGAACAAGAGAAUGAUUCAAGAAAGAUUGAGACACUGUUAACGCCA